AUGGCUCGCUUCUCUUUGUUCUCCCUGCUUGUCUCUGUACUCGCUGCUUCUGGAGUCCUCGCUGUGGCGAAUACGAACGAAUCUUUCUCAUUUGCCCAUCCGCUCGAGCACCGUAUCGCAUAUGCCGGUGCCAGGGGCAUGUUCGUCAGCUGGAACACCUUUGCACAGCUUGACACCCCCACGGUUUGGUACGGAUGCGACCCGUUCGACGUCACCAGCAAGGCUACCGGAAACAGCACUAUCUAUCCGACCAGCCGCACUUGGAAUCAUCAUGUCAAGCUAACCGACCUCAAGCCCAACACCAAGUACUGGUACUACGUCAGCAACACUAACUGCUAUGGGUGCAGCGAACUGCCUAUGUACACGUUCACCACCGCUCGCGAAGCGGGUGAUGAGACCCCUUACUCGGCUGCCGUUGCUGUCGAUCUUGGUCUGAUGGGGAAGGAUGGGUUGAGCAACCAUGUCGGGUUUGGUGGUGCUGCCAAUCCCUUGGGACCCAACGACACGAACACCAUCCAAUCCUUGCUAAUGUAUAAGGAUACGUACGACUUCCUAGCCCACUUUGGUGACAUCGCCUAUGCCGAUUACGCGCUGAAGGAGUCGUGGCAAGGGUACUUCGGCAACGACAGUCUGAUUCCCAACAAGACUUCCAUCGCUACUUUGUAUGAGUCACUGCUUGAGCAGUACUACGAUGAGAUGCAGCCCAUCAGCGCUGUUAAGCCGUACAUGGUCGGCCCUGGAAACCAUGAGGCCAAUUGCGACAACGGUGGAACGACCGACACGGUGCACAACAUCUCCUACACCGUCUCGAUCUGCGUUCCAGGUCAGACUAACUUCACGGGCUACAUCAACCAUUUCCGCAUGCCUUCUGAAGAAUCAAGCGGGAAUGGAAACUUCUGGUACUCAUUUGACCACGGCAUGGUGCAUUGGGUUGCCAUCGAUACGGAGACGGAUAUCGGGCAGAAUCUCACGUCUCCCGACGAGCCGGGAGGAUCGGAGAACGAGAACUCGGGUCCUUUCGGGACAUACAACCAGCAGCUCAACUGGCUCGACCAGGAUCUUGCCAGCGUCGACAGAAGCAAGACGCCUUGGAUCGUCGUCGGUGCCCACAGGCCAUGGUACGUAAGUGCGAAGAACAGGAGCUCGACGAUCUGCCUUGAUUGCCGGCAUACGUUCGAGCCGAUCCUUAUCAAGCAUAACGUUGACUUGGUCAUGCAUGGCCAUGUCCACGUGUAUGAGCGUAAUCAGCCAAUGAAGAACUAUAACCCCGAUCCGAACGGGCUUAACAACCCCUCGUCGCCUUGGUACAUCGUCAACGGCGCAGCGGGGCACUACGAUGGACUCGAUUCGCUCAACGCUCAGCUAAACAAUUACUCUGUGGUGGCGACGGACAAGGUGUACGGGUGGAGCAGGCUGACGUUCCAUAACCGCACGCAUAUGACGCACCAGUUUGUGGCGAGCAAGAACGGGACGGUCUUGGAUACCGCUACUCUCUACAAAGAGCAUUGCUGA
Molecule: messenger RNA, 1512 nt
Organism: Dacryopinax primogenitus
Lineage: Eukaryota; Fungi; Basidiomycota; Dacrymycetes; Dacrymycetales; Dacrymycetaceae
Product: Metallo-dependent phosphatase
Exons: 5
Coding region: 1-1512 (503 amino acids)
Molecular function (GO): protein binding; metal ion binding; acid phosphatase activity
Source: RefSeq, a predicted model, not a curated record